Biomphalaria glabrata is the source of this 5047-nucleotide messenger RNA. RefSeq lists its product as uncharacterized. The transcript has 30 exons. Lineage: Eukaryota; Metazoa; Mollusca; Gastropoda; Planorbidae. Gene Ontology annotation, molecular function: protein binding. The coding region runs from base 347 to 3607 and encodes 1086 amino acids. The record is from RefSeq and is a predicted model, not a curated record.
UGUCUAUCCUAGAGUUCACUCGUAAAUCUGGCCAAUCGCAUGAGAUCUAACGCGCACUAAGUAGAUGUUUACAAAUGGCGUCUUACGAUACCUUUGACAGUAAUAAAAAUGGAUACAAAAAACACUUUUUAAACGAGAUAUUGAAAGGAUCAUAUAUCGCAUAGAUCAAGGCCAGAUUCUAGUAUUUAAGUCAGUAGCACAUUGAAUGACAAUAGACUAGAUUUAGAGUAAUCUAGACUCAUAUCUUUUUAGUUGUAAAAUUUCCGACGGAUAAGGGAUUCCGAAAAUAUGUAUGGAUCUUUUGAUAAAAGGAUAACACUCUAAGCUAGAUAGGGAUAAAGUAGCUAUGGCUUCCUUGGCACAACCAGCUGCUGGUAAAAAGGCACAAGACAGGCAGAUGGAAAAGAUUCAACAACAACUCUUGACCCUAGAGAAACAGAAUGCUGAGAAAAUCCUCCUCAUGGACAGAUUGGAACAGUUGAGCAGAAUGGACACAGAGAGAACACAGAGAGUGCUGGAAAGAGCUUCAAGCAGUAACAGAACACUGAAAGAUGAAAUUGAAAGAGUAUAUGGACCAGAUGAAAACAGUCCAAGAAAUGUAAACAACAAAAUUGUCCAUGAAAUUAUUGCUAAAAGAACUCAAGAUUUUGAACGUUCAAAGGCAGAGAAAGCACUACACAUGCAGCUAUUGGUUCAAGAAAGACUAAAAAUUCUGGAGGCACGUGACAGACUACGAGCAAAGAAAGAAGUUUACAGAUCUCUCCCAUCUCCAAUUGGAAACAACAUAACUGUCAUUGAGAUGGCACCUCGAGGCAGAUCAUCUGGCCACCGCAGCGUCCACUCAGGCGGAUCUUAUGUUAAGAAAGCAAUAGAGAGCAUGCCAGAUGCUAUGGACAGAAUCUGGAAUUUAAGAGACAGCCUACAUGAUGAUUAUGUUAAAAAGAGGAAGCCAUACGCUGGUGAAUUAGGAAUAGCUUCUUAUCUACCAAGACAGAUUCCAAGUUAUUUGCUGGUCAGAAAACUUGUUGAGGAUUUCGUAGACAAUUUUAUAGUCACCAACAUUCCACCUGAUCACCAAGUUCAGAAAAAGGACCUAAAACGGAAAAAACUCAAUGAAAAAGAGAAGGAUUGGGAAAAAACAUCUAAACUUUUAACAGAGAGAGCAGCAGUGCAGCUUGUUGCAGAGGAGCUACUUCUAGAGGUCACAAGUUCAAUGACCAAAGAUGUAGCCAGUGAAGGAAUUCAUCAAGACCUCUUGUUCAAGAGAAUGUCUGCAAAUAUGUUUAUUAGAGAAGCCGAGGCUCAAGCCACUGGAGAUCCCAGAGGAAGAGAUCCCAAUGACCCAGCAUAUGAUCUCAUCACUCGUACAUUUUACACUCUACAGAAGAACAGAGAUAAUUUCAAAAAGCACAUUUGGACGCACUCUCAGUUGACCAAGCUUAGUGGCCCACCACCUCCUCAAAUCAUACAAAUUGUCACCCCACCAGUAAAAACAAAAAAGAAAAAGAAAGUCAACAUACCACCAGAGGCUCCAGUCUCUGCUCCAAAAUUAACAACAGUAGUUCAUCAACCAAUGGAGGCAGAUGUCCAACUCAUCACAUAUGAUCACCUGCAUCCUGUUGACCUGAAAUCCUCUGAUGCCAGACCCACUGAUGGGGCUUCCAUUAAAAAGCAGAAAUUCUGGAAUGAUGUUUAUGAGAGGAGAGAAGCAAAGUACUGGAGUAAGUUAAAACCAGAUGUGUUCAUUUUACCUAUGGCAAGGCGAUGUCUUGGAGUCACUGCUAUAAGACCAUCACCUGAUCACAUGCAACUUGCUGUAGGAAUGAAAAGUGGUGAUGUAGUAGUCUAUAACACGCAAGUACACCCGUGGAGGAUUGUUAAAAUAGACUGUAGCCAAGAAGCUGACGGCCAUGUUGUUCACCUGGCCUGGUCCCUUGAUUCUUCUAGACUUUUGGCAGUGAAGCAUUCUGGAACUGUCACAGUUUGGCUGACUAUUGGCCAUCCUGCAAGUAAAGAACACUUGAGACUUAUGGAAUUAACAGCUAAUGAAACAAGAGUUCAGCCAUUUUCUCUUCUACACCUUCACACUUUCAAUGCAGCACAAGGGGACUUAACUCUAACAGAAGGACCACUAGUUGAACAAGGCUCAUCAAGAGGCCAAGAAAAGGCGACUCUGGCAGCUUUUUUUCCCUCUUUGACAUUGUUUACAACACAGCAUUCUGUGUGUACAGCCCUACAGAAUGGAGAUGUACUUAAGUUAGAUCUUGAAACAGCCAACACAGAUACAAAUCUACACAAGUCGCCUAUAUUGUUGAAACCAAAGAUACAAACAAAUGUGCAAGUGCCGAAUUUAGUGAGGCAAAAAAUUGAGGCUGAGCUGUUGAGAGAACACAAGCAUCCAAUAAUUCAUUUAGACUUUGUUGGAAAUAUUGGCAAAAUGAUUACAGUUGAUAGAUCAGGUCUGAUCUGUUUGUGGAAAUAUGACAAGGCACAACUGUCUGGUUUUGAGUGGUUUUUGCCAGAGAAAAAAUAUCAACUAAAAAUGUCUAAAAUCUCAUAUGCUCCUUCACCAGAAGGUAUAUAUAAGGUUCUAUUUACGGAUAGAAAAGGUAGAACAGCUCAUCAGGGUAAAAUAGCUCAGGAAAGAAAACAAGCUCAAAGAGAUCUGAUUAGGAUGAAUCUUUCUGAUCCCUGGCAUGUAGUUCAUGGUGCUAAUGAACUUGAUACUUACAUCUAUGAACCUCCUGGUGGGGCUCGUAAUACAACCUCAGUUUUCCAUAUUGUGGUGAGACAUCGAAAAACUCAGCAGCUGUCUAGCUACAAGACAUUCUUGUUCCAGCCUGUCCAGGUCAAGUGCUCAAGACUUUUAGUUGUCAAACAAACACCCUCAGGAAAUAAUUUAGUUUUCAUUCUUCUUUUUCCUGCUCAGUCUCCCAAAAGCCCUCACCUGACAAUACUUGUGCUAGACCUUCAAACCAUGAAACUUCAUAACAUUAGGAAAGAUCUGGAUAUAACUGUUGAAGAACAUGACACUUUGAAUGAAGUAAAAAUAUUUUCAGCUGAUGUCACUCAGACAUAUGGCCCCACUGGAUCUGAAUAUCUCUUCAUAACUCUAAAUGGCCGCCUAAGUUGCAUAUCUCUCAAUACAGGGGCUCUAACUCUGUGUUUAGACAGCUUAAAAAAACCUCAAGUGCCUAGAUUCUCAGGACUGAGAGUGAAUAAGAAGCUCUUGACACUUACUAAGUAUUACCAGGUGGCCAGUAUUGGCAACUUUGGAGCUCUACAUGCAAUCAUGUUUGAUAGGGAUACACCUCAGCUAACUGUACUCAAACUUGAAGAUGAGAAUUUACCUGAAGAAACUAGACAGAUGACUAAAGCCUACCAGCUCUGGGGAGGUAAGUCAUGUCCAUCAGAGCUGAGAGUUAACCCUGUAGAUUGCUCUCUUCCUGACAUGAAACAUAAAGAAGCAGAGAUGCGAAGUCUGAUCUUGUCUCUACUCCCUCCGGAUGAAGAGUUGUCAGUAAAAGAUCGGGAAAAAGAAAAGAAUGAAAACUACCUCUCUCUGACACAAAAGGUCAGAAAACAGGCUCUUCUUAGUGACCUUUAACCUCAGGAACACUAUUAACUCUCUACAAGCAGCAGUCAACAUUUGAACUUUGACAAGUUCCCUGAUGUACAUUCAUAAUUUUUGUUAUAAUCAUUGCCUUUUUUUAAAGAUAAAAUAGCAGAACAUGGCAAAAUAUUCCAUUCAAUCAUUUGUUUGAAAAUUCAUCUGAUUCUUAAAGGAGUAAUUAUCUUUAGAAAAAAAAAAAGUUUUUUUAAAAUGUUGAUUGUAUAUUUAUAGGUCAAUUCUUAAAAAAAAAAAAGAAACAUUGUGAACUCAUAUUUUAGAAUGUAAAUAUAAACGGUCAAAUUAGUUCAGUAAAACUGUUGUUUUUAUCUGUCCGAAUGGCAUGUGAAGGUAUGAACGUCUAGUAAGAAAGUCUUCCUUAUUUAUUUCUGUAAGAUAUGUAAAACUGUGAUGAUAAUUUUAAUGUAUUGAAUAUGUAAGAUAUUGCAAAAAACUUUUCAGAGUAUGGUACAUGUAUGUAUUUAAAAAUCUAUGUGCUGAUUACUGUUAAAAUGUAAUUUAUAUUUCAAUCCAAAACCUGAUUUGUGAAUAAUAACCAUACAAUAUUUAUUGCUUUUAUUUAUACAAAUCUUUUAUUAAGUCACUCUGACUGUCUGGUACAAUUUUUUACACAAUUAUUUACCUAUUAUUGUACCUAACAAAUUAUGAAUCAAUAAAAAAUUAACAAGUUAGUUACUUAAUUAUUGGUAACUAAUUUUAUUUUUUUUUUAUUGGGUAUCAAAAAAGGGAAAGAAAUGCUUUUUAUUCAGAGAUGUAUAUGGAGUUUUUCCCCUUAAUAUGCCUUCCCAUUCUCUGAUCAAGUUGACAUUUUGCUUAAUUAUUCAUAGUUGAUGGCAGUACAUUAAUCAAUUAAACAAUUAAUUAAUCAAUAGUGGUCAUCAAAUAAUUUGGUUUUAUAUAGCAGAAAGGAAGCUAAACCCUACCAUUGUGAGAUAUAUAAUAUAUAUGUAAUAGCAGUUCUUCCCCUUAGAUAAGCUUUGUCUUUUUUCCCUUUACCUUGUUAUUGUCUUACCUCAAAUCUUUGAAUCUUCCAGAGAACAAAAAAUGUUUGGCUGGGUUCAUCAACUGUUGUAAUUUUUUCUGUCUUUUUAUUUAUUUAUUUUUGUAUUAACUAAGCAAACUUUAUUUAUAAAGAUACUCAAAAAUGAUGUUUUAUAUCUGUUUAGGAUGUUUUCUUUUAAGUUUGUGAAUAAUGCUGCAUGCAUAUCAAUGACAUAUAAGGAAAUCACAAUUAGCCAAGACCAUUUUUAGCCUCAGUAUCUUAUUUUUUAAAUGUUCUAGACUUGGCUUUUUUUUGUUUAUGACUUAUUUUGCUAAAACCUGUUUUGUUAUGCAAGUCUUGUUUAGUCAUUUAUCAAGGAGAACUUUGUAAUACCUCUUUCAAUAUCACAUUAAACUUUUGAUUUCUUUACUGAC